CAAGAAACGGGAGUUACGGGAGUUUUGUUGUUAUCAUGAACAAGAUACACCGUCUCGAGAAAGCGUUAACGCAUUUGCGAUCUCUAGGUGUUCUGAGAGUGAAUUUCUUGUCCACGAAACGUUUCAGUACGAACAAGGAUUCAGAAGGGCAGACCAAUGAGUCACGUUCGUUCGUGGAGCCCGGUAUUGAGAAGACCGUAACGCAAACGAAAGAAAACACAGAAACAUCGGAAUCUGAGGCAAAAUUGAGCGGCUUUGCGCAAAGUUACGAAAAGUUCUCGCACAUUGACGAUAAAAAACCAGAAACGCCACGGACGUUCGCUUUCUUAAUUCGGAACUCCAAGUUUGUCGAUUUAGGCGACCCGGAAGGAAAAGUCGUAACUGGUGAGAUAUUUCAUGUAGUUGGCGAUGACUUGUACAUCGAUUUUGGAUGGAAGUUCCAUUGCGUUUGUCAGAGACCUGUCAAGAAUGGACAAUAUUAUGUGAGAGGAUCUAAGGUUCGAUUAAGGGUAAAGGAUUUGGAACUGUCCUCCAAGUUCUUAGGCGCUGUCACAGAUAUAACUCUUCUGGAAGCUGAUUGCACUUUAAUUGGCUUAAUAUCGUCACCAUUACAAAUGGCAGAACAAAAACCGAGACAAAUGACCAGAAGAGUGAUAAUACAGGACCCUCAAUAACAUUAAUUUUUUUAUAUGAAUAGUUGUAAUUUAACAUUUUCUGACCUUAUAUUGAUUAGAAUUGUGUAGUAAAAUUUUUUUCUAAUUAUAGAUUGUAUAAAUUUUAUUUCAUGAUACAAAGAAGCAUUAUUACAUUUAACAUCGGUUCUACUAAGUUGAUUGUAUAGUAAAGACUUGAUUACUAUGAUUUUAUUUAAUAUCUAUAUUUCUGAGCACAUAAUUUUUAAAUACAUAUUUCUUAAAUUUAUUAUAAUUUUCCAUUUAUUACAACUAAUGUUAAAAAAAAAUGUGGCCAUAGUUUUUGCAAAAAGAUAGUCAAUGUUAGUGAUUGAGUGGGUGCAAUAUACCUCAAACAUCUAAAUCUGAACCACCUCGUCUCCAGCUCAAUUAACUAAUAUUGCAAGAUUGUUGCAUUAGGAAACUGUUUUUAGAUUUUAUUGUAAGAUACAGCCCAUCAUACGAACAUGCACAUAUAGGACAUAAUCGGAUAUGAGAAUGUCUUAAUAAGGAUGUUUGAUGAAUAUUUUGGGCUGCAUGGGAUAUAUAAAUCACUAUUGCCAAUUCUAUUAUUGAUGCAUACCUAUAUAUAUGAAAUGUGACUGUGACAUUUAGAGAAACCUUAGUUGGGAAAGUUUUUACAAGUUGGGAACAGUUUCCUUUUAUUUUUUUUUUUAUUUUUUUAGUGUUGAUUGUUUUUUGUUUCUGAUCGUAUUAUGUACAAUUGUUUGUAUUAUAUGCCUGCGUUCCGAUAUUCUGCCAGUACUGAAAAUUUAUAGUUUACGUCACAUACACUGUAGAAUUUCAGUACUGGCAGUGAAUAUCGGAAUGCAGCCUAUACAAAUUAUUUUUUUUUUACAAUUGAUUAGUUUUUAUUAAUUUUUAUGUACAAAUUUCGUAUAUAUACAAAUGCGUUGUGAAUGUGCAUUUGGUAAAUCCAAGUGCAGGGCUAAACCAUAUGAACAAUCACUAUAGAUAAUUUAAUAUCACAUAAUGAAUGGGAGGAGCCGGAGCAAUGGAAUAAGAUCGAGAUGAGAUAAGAUGGUAAAGAUGAAAAUGUUUUCCUCAUCAGCAUCAGACUAUCAGGUCCUGACUAGGACCUGGAGACUAGUCUCUGUCUUAUGUUUAUAUAUAAAUUAAAUCGAAAACAAGCACUAGUGAGAAAGGAAAGAUAUUUGUGUGCUGUCUGUUUUAUCGAUAUUUUUUUAAAAAACUGAUCUUUUAAUUAUGGCUUUAUAGAAUCGCAAAACUUACAAAAUGAAAAAAAUUUGAAAUACAGAUGUGUGUAUGGCAUAUAUAUACAUAUAUAAUGAAUAUUACACAUCAUAUAUGGGUGCAAUGACGAUAUAUGUUUCCAAAUUACAAAAAGUAUUAUAUAUAUAAGGUCCCGAACCAAGGGUCGAAACGUCGUGUAAUUAUUAAUUGUUUAAUAAACUGGCCAGUCGGGUCGACG
Molecule: messenger RNA, 2124 nt
Organism: Monomorium pharaonis (pharaoh ant)
Lineage: Eukaryota; Metazoa; Arthropoda; Insecta; Hymenoptera; Formicidae
Product: 28S ribosomal protein S28, mitochondrial-like
Exons: 3
Coding region: 36-674 (212 amino acids)
Cellular component (GO): mitochondrial small ribosomal subunit
Source: RefSeq, a predicted model, not a curated record